Messenger RNA from Harpia harpyja (harpy eagle), 1168 nucleotides. RefSeq names its product mitochondrial ribosomal protein S22 (gene MRPS22). Gene Ontology annotation, cellular component: mitochondrial small ribosomal subunit. The coding region runs from base 22 to 852 and encodes 276 amino acids. NCBI's taxonomy places the organism in Eukaryota, Metazoa, Chordata, Aves, Accipitriformes, Accipitridae. The transcript has 7 exons. The record is from RefSeq and is a predicted model, not a curated record. Gene Ontology annotation, molecular function: structural constituent of ribosome.
GCGGGACGGGGCGUGUGUAAGAUGGCGGCGGUCGGGGCGUGGGGCUCCGCGGUGGCGCCCGCGCGGCUGUCGCGCGUGGCGCGAGCGCUGUGGGCCUGGCGCGCGCGGCGGUGUCUCGGGCAGGACGCGGGGGCCGCGGACGGAGGAAAGGCCGCCAAGCCUGCCUUUGCGGAUGAAGCGGUUCAAAAUCUGCUCUACAAAAUGACGGGGCUCAACCUGCAGAAGGUUUUUAGGCCGGUGAAAAAGGAGCUUAAGCCGCCCAAGUACAAGCUAAUGACAGAAGCUCAGCUGGAAGAGGCCACAAGAAAAGCCAUUGAGGAAGCUAAAGAAAAACUAAUCAUGCCCCCUGUUUUGAAUGAACGAGAGCCAAUUGAUGAUGUCUUAGCAGAAGACAAAUUCCUCGAAGGAACUGAAAGUACAAAAUAUGUGUUUACAGAUUUAACUUACUCAAUUCCACAUCGUGAACGUUUCAUUGUAGUUAGAGAACCAAACGGUGUUUUACGCAAAGCGACCUGGGAAGAACGAGACAGAAUGAUACAGAUAUUCUUCCCAAAAGAAGGGCGCAGAGUUAUUCCCCCAGUCAUAUUCAAGGAUGAACACCUUGUGACUGUGUUUCAGCAAGACCGUCAUGAAGAUAUCCUUAACAUGUGCAUUGCUCAGUUUGAGCCAGAUUCACCUGACUAUAUCAGAGUUCAUCAUCGGACAUAUGAUGACAUUGAGAAACAUGCCAAAUAUGAUCUGCUCCGUUCAACAAGACACUUUGGAGGAAUGGUGUGGUAUCUAGUAAACAAAAAGAAAACAGAUGGCUUACUAAUAGAUAUGAUCCACAGAGACUUGUUGCCAUUGCAAUAGAUGACGGGAUGCCUGUUUAGGUGUAUAUUCUAAUGACUGUAUACUCAGUGAAAGCAGAAGUUUAUGAAAGCCUGUGGUGUGCAAAGUAUACCACAAAAGUACACUUUCUCCAAAUACUCUAAUUAUUAAGAGAAAGUAAUUGCUGCAAAUGGGCGUUUAUUUGUUUAGGCUGGAUGACACUACAAGUUUGAUUACACUGUAUCAUAUGGUUCAUCCUGAAUGUCAAUCAGCAGAAGAAGCUAAAGAAGGGAAACUUCAAGGAGUUGAUCUGAUCAAGGUAUGCUUUUCUACUUCAAGGCUACUUAACUACAGAAGA